UUGACCGGAGAGGUCAGCCAAAAAGCUUAUAAAAUGUUCGCGGUUCGCUCGGUUCUUUUGCUGCUGCUCGGUGUGGUGGCCUCCACCCAGGGAGCCAAUAUUCUGGGGCUCUUCAGCAGCCACAGUCAGUCGCACCUGAUCAUCCACAUGUCGGUGGCCAAGGCUCUGGUCGAGGCUGGCCACAAUGUGACGGUGGUGUCCAUGCUGAAGCCCAAGGUGACGCACAAGGACAUCCACCUGAUCGUGAUCCCGAUGAAGGAGGAACAGGAGCUCAUUAUGGAGAGACAAAUGACCGAAAUGGCCAACCAGAAGAACUCCCUCUGGAGCACUAUGAAGCGACUGCUCACCGACAUGGAGGUGAUGAUCAAUGCCCAGGCCGAACUGCUCUCCGAUCCGAGGUUCCAGCGAAUUUACGAGACCAAAUUUGAUCUGAUGAUAUUGGGUUACUUUAUCAACGACUUCCAACUGGGAGUUGCGCAUAAGCUAGGGGUUCCCGUGAUCGUUGACUGGAUGGCAGCGCCUAUUCCAAUAAUCGAUAAGUUUGUGGGUAAUCCCGCUGAGGUAUCAUACGUGCCCCUGCAAGGUCCUGUUGGAACAAAUUCCUCGAGUUUUCUUAAAAGAGCUGAAAACCUUGUGAAAUUCCUGUUAAUGGAGUACAUUAUGGUUGUCUUUGAUUACAAAUUGACCGGCAUUUAUAAUGAGGUCUUCCCGGAAAAAGAUCAACCCACUCUGAAGGAGUUGAGAAAGAAUAUCUCAAUAGCCUUUGUCGGCGCCCAUUUGAUUGCUGAGGGUCCCAUUCGACCCCUGGUGCCUGCCACUAUUGAAAUUGGAGGCAUACAGGUGAAGGACAAGCCGGAUCCGCUGCCCAAGGACAUCGAGCAGUUCCUGAACAAGUCCUCCCAGGGAGCUGUCUUUCUCUCCCUCGGCUCGAACAUCAAGAGCUCCACAGUGAAGCCAGAAAUUGUGCAGACCAUCUUUAAGGUGCUGUCGGGACUGAAAGAGAAUGUUAUCUGGAAAUGGGAGGACUUGGAGAACACUCCUGGCAACGCAUCCAACAUACUGUACAAGAACUGGCUGCCCCAGGAUGAUAUCCUGGCGCAUCCUAACACCAAACUCUUCAUCACACAUGCCGGAAAGGGUGGCAUCACCGAAGCCCAGUACCAUGGAGUUCCCAUGGUGGCCUUGCCCAUUUUUGGGGAUCAGCCCGGAAACGCCGCAGUCAUGGAAGCAUCAGGAUAUGGACUGGCUCUGGACUUGCUAACCAUUACCGAGGAUAGUCUGAGGAAGGCCCUUAAGGAAGUUUUGGAGAACAAGAAGUACAGCCAAGCAAUCGGAAAGUUCUCCGCCCUGUACAGGGAUCGACCCCUUACUGCAAAGCAAUCGGUGGUUUUCUGGACCGAGUACAUCCUGAGGCAUCAUGGUGCUCCCCACCUGCAGAGUCCUUCGGUGCAUAUGAACUUCAUUCAGCUCCACAAUCUCGAUAUCUACCUUCUGAUUGCCACAAUCCUGGUCUUGCUUGUGCUCCUAACUCGUCUGGUAGCGAAAUUCGCGUGGAACAAAUUUAGAGGCCAGGCAAAGAUCUCAGAGUCAAAAAAGAAAGAAUGAAAUAAUUAAAAUAAUAAGUACAGCUAAUGUAUUAUUUAUAGAAAAUUGUAUAUUUUAAUAAAAUAUUAAAAAAUA
Molecule: messenger RNA, 1680 nt
Organism: Drosophila biarmipes
Lineage: Eukaryota; Metazoa; Arthropoda; Insecta; Diptera; Drosophilidae
Product: UDP-glucosyltransferase 2-like
Exons: 1
Coding region: 34-1605 (523 amino acids)
Molecular function (GO): UDP-glycosyltransferase activity
Source: RefSeq, a predicted model, not a curated record